AUGGCGCCAGGAUCGCAAGGACAAGGGGCUUGUGAAUUCCCGGACCAUGCCUCAGAGUCACGGCACUUGGAUUAUGACUGCGACGAGCACUCACUCGCCCCACAAUCUCUCUCUCUCUCUAAUGUCGGUACAGCAGGGUACGGAUGCCACCACCUGACGCCGAGCGAGUCCCUCGAGUUCCUGACCAGCAGCCCGGCCGAGUUCCAGUUUCCGCCGUACGCGGAAGCCCCAGCGGCGGACGCGCACGAAACGCCCGCGCAGCACGCCGCGCGCGGUCCCGACCGCCUGCGUUGCCAGCAAUGCGGCGAGGUGUUCCAGCGCCGCCAGGACCUGUCGGCGCACCAGCGCUUGCGGCACCCCUCUGGCAACAACGGCGGCGGCGGCGAUCGCUUCGAGUGCAGCUUCUGCGGAGCCAAGUUUUCGCAGCGGGGCCACCUGAGCAAGCACCGACUAACGCAUACGGGCGAGCGACCGUACGCCUGCCCCAUCUGCCAGCGCCGGUUCACCCAGAAGACGCACAUGGUCGAGCACAUCCGCAUACACACGGGAGAGAGGCCGUACAGGUGCGACGAGUGCCAGGCGACGUUCACUCAGAAGACGCACCUGGUGGGCCACCAGAGAACGCACACCGGCGAGCGGCCCUUCAAGUGUACCGGCUGCGGCAAGGCCUUCUCGACCAGCAGCUCCCUCAGCAGGCACCGCCUGGUCGCCCGCUGCAACCAGCGGGCCGAGCAGGAACCGAAGUGACCGGCCCCUGGGAGCACGCGCACUCCCGUUGCAAUGUGCGGCGCGCGCUCACAGCUGCUAGCGCCACCUGUGCACGUGUGUUUGCAUAACCGUGGUGUACGCGCUCUUCGCGAAGUGCUCGCUUUCCUGGUCAGUACGCGGGACGUCCCGUUGGAUGAAGCCGGUCGAGCACCCAACGAGAAAGCGGUUCACGCGGAUUCUAGAACGUGCUCGUAUUUCGUGGCUCGCCGACGCAGCUACGCCAAAAGUCACUUUGAACAGCACCGCAGUGGUUGACCGUGAGGAACGUGGUCUUCACGUUGAUGCUUUUUCUCUGUCAUGUUUAAGCUCACCGCAUUUCUUGUGUUAAUAGGGUCCCUUGUGACGCAAGGGACAACAGCGCACUGUGUGCAGAAUGGAGAAUGCGUGGACUUCUAGGGUAGGCUCGUUAGUGUCGUGAAUCGUCGACGUCGCUACGACAACCGUCACCACGAAAAGCAGUUUGGCUGACUCUGAGAAAAAUCAGUCGGCCAAUCAAUCUUCGUGGUGAUGAGAUUUUUUUUUACUACUGCCCCCUUCACCUGCUCUGUACCUCUUGCUGUAUACAACUUGUAUAGUGACGCAAGCAUAUUGUCUGCACAACGCAUAAUGAGUUGGAUGCCUUGGGACAGAUAGACUUGCUGUCACUUUUGGGCUUCGUGUGACCCGCGUCUGUUGAACACUGCGAAAAUCGGGGGUUGAUGCGACAAACGCUGCUAUAUCCCUUGAUUUCACGGCCUCAUGACCGCGAUUAAUUUUCCCCGCCGCUUGUGUUUUCCAAGCCGUGGAUUUUUUAAAAUGAAGAGUCUGUAUCGUGCUGCCUUGUGAAACGCGUAUGUCGAGGCCUUGACUGGAAAGCGUUUAUAGGGUGUACCUUAAUUGAGACGUGAGGCCCCAGCAUAACUUUCUGCGACCAAUGCUCUACCAUCGCUGCUUGUGGUCACGAGAAUGACUUCACUGCGUCGCAAACAAGCCACGUCUUUCUCUUCUGCUCUUACAGCAGUGUACUGUAGCUAGACGUGUGUCGUCGCUUUGUGGAACGCAGGAAGCGUCAACUUGGAGAACUCAAAUUUGCUGCGAACAUUAGAAAUUUGUGCCUAGCGUGUGCUAAGCCCUGCAGCCACUGCACCGAAAAACAGCGUUGGCUGACAAGAGAUAACUUUAGAGCCGCUCCGAUAAUUCUCUGCCCUUGCAGAAACAAGUGCUUUUUCUAAAGAUACUGUGAAAAACUGCACAAUACUAUUUAUUGGAAUGCAGACAGUAGAAGGUGACAUGUUUUUGGGGCUCAGUUUGCAGCAAGUUCUAAGACGUGACCUUCGUGAUCACACUGAAAACUACAACUGUGGUGAAGUGCAGGGACCGGACCCUACGGCUUUCCUGCAAACUGCUUAAGUUUGUUGCCGUGAACGAAACCAUUCUCCCAGUAUUUUCGACAAUGUCUCGUCACACAACCGCGUAACCACUGUAUACAGAUAGCAGACGGCAGUGUUUGUUGGGAAGGGGU
Molecule: messenger RNA, 2269 nt
Organism: Dermacentor andersoni
Lineage: Eukaryota; Metazoa; Arthropoda; Arachnida; Ixodida; Ixodidae
Source: RefSeq, a predicted model, not a curated record